AUGUUCUUCUUUAUGUUUGGAAAGCUCGUCUACAGCAUCAUCCUGAUCAUCAACGCCAUCGCCAUCCUCUCCGAAGACCGAUUUCUAGCCAGAAGUAUGCCCACUCCAAACUACCACCUACACUACUUUUUGCAAACACAACAGAAGGGCUCAUUUCGAUUUAACACAGUUGGCUGGGGCCGUACCCAAUCGGACCCAGGAUUCGGCACCGUAAACGAUGACUCCAGCAUCAAGGCGAAGUCAGUCAACCUGAUAGCCAGCGUUCGAACUGUCAUGAGAAUUCCCUUAAUCGCCAUAAACACCGUUGUGAUUUUAUACGAACUUAUCCUGGGAUAG
This is a messenger RNA of Ophidiomyces ophidiicola, 336 nucleotides long. RefSeq lists its product as uncharacterized. The record is from RefSeq and is a predicted model, not a curated record. Gene Ontology annotation, biological process: endoplasmic reticulum to Golgi vesicle-mediated transport. Lineage: Eukaryota; Fungi; Ascomycota; Eurotiomycetes; Onygenales; Onygenaceae. The transcript is spliced from 3 exons. Gene Ontology annotation, cellular component: COPII-coated ER to Golgi transport vesicle; endoplasmic reticulum membrane; Golgi membrane. The coding region runs from base 1 to 336 and encodes 111 amino acids.